AUGCUACGGAUGGGCUUCCCGUUCAUCGCCAUCUCCACCUUCGUGCUGGUGACGGUGGUGGCCAAGGCUACGGGACAGGGGAACAACCACUACUCCAAGGCCGGAGGGGUGGCGAACGAGGUUAUCGCGUCGAUCAGGACGGUCGCCUCCCUCACGGCGGAGGAGAACGAGAUGGACAGGUACUCCGCGCACCUCGACGGGGCGGAGAAGGCGGGCAUCAAGGCCGGCCUGAACAAGGGCGUCGGCACCGCUACGCUCUUCGCGAGCUUCUUCCUCGGCUACGCCCUCGCGUUCUGGUACGGCACAAAGCUCGUGGCGGACGACAUCGAAAGCGACUGCCAAAGCGACUGCGCGACGGGGGGCCAAGUCAUCACCACAAUCUUCGGCGUGCUCAUCGGGGCCAUGUCCUUGGGACAGAUGGCCCCGGGAGCUACGGCGCUUGGACAGGCCAAGCAGGCCGGGUACCGGGUGUUCGAGACCCUGGAAAGGGUGCCCCCGAUCGACGCGGCCAGUCCCGAGGGGUCGAAGCCCGACAAGGUCGAAGGUCGCCUCGAGUUCAGGGAGGUCGGGUUCUCCUACCCCACCAGGCCGGACGAGAAGGUGCUGGACUCGGUGUCAAUCAGCGUCUCCCCAGGGGAGUCCCUUGCCCUGGUCGGGCCCUCCGGCGGCGGAAAGUCUACCCUCCUCCUUCGGUUCUACGACCCGACCUCGGGAAGCCUUUUCCUGGACGGGCACGACGUCAAGAGCCUGAACGUGCAGUACUACCGGGGGAAGAUCGGAUACGUCGGACAGUUCAUCAAGAGCUUCCCGAGCGCGUACGCGACGGACGUGGGGACCGGCGGCCUCCAGCUCUCAGGGGGACAGAAGCAGGUGGUUCAGCAGGCCCUUGACCGUCUGCACAAGAUCCACAAGCACACCACGGUGGUGAUCGCUCACCGGCUGUCCACCAUCCAGGAUGCCGAUCGCAUCGCCGUCGUCGCGGAGCGGGGCAUCGCAGAGCUUGGCACCCACUCGGAGCUGCUGGCUAAGAACGGCAUCUACACUUCCCUCUGCGCCAUGCAGGGACCAGGAGGAGGCAACGGUUCCGCCGCUGCCACCGCCGGCGGCGAUGAUGGGGCCGAAGGCGCCGUUGCCAGGACUGCGAGGCAGAAGUCGGCCUCGGUGGAGAGCGCCAAGAUGCGGCGGCAGUCGAGCUCGGCCGUGAUGCACAAGGGGCAGCCCGGCGGAGAGGGUGGCGACGGCGGGACCGAGGCCAAGGCAAAGGGGGAAGACGAUGAGAUGGCCGGAAGCCUGUUCCCCAUCGAAGGCGUUCUUAUCGCCAACAUGCAGAACAACCUCUACGCUUCCGAUCCGGACAAGGUGCGGAGUGUCGGCGAAAAGUGGUCUCUCGGAUUCGUGGGUCUGGCGGCGGUGGCGAUCGUGGGACACUGCACCAUGGCCUACGGGUUCUCCGUAGCGGGCGAGCGCCUGACGCGCCGCCUGCGGGAGAUUGGGUUCAGGGCGAUUCUCCGUCACGACAUCGGGUGGUUCGACAAGGAGGAGAACGCGGUUGGAGCCCUCACUACCCAGCUAGAGGAAGACACCGCCAAGAUCGGUCUCCUGGCGCUGGCUCUGAUUCCCAUGAUGGCGACAGCAGCCAUUGUCCAGAUGCAGAUGAUGAACGGCAGCUACGGCGACACCGACGGCCUGGACGGGGGCGCGCAGGCUGGAGUAAUCCUCGGGGGAGCCCUGAACGGCGUCACCACCGUGGCCGCCUUCAACAUGCAGGACUCCACCUCUGCCAACUACGAGAAGGCGGUGGCCAGGUCCAUCGAGGGGCGUAAGAAGAGGGGUCUGAUGACGGCGGCGGCCUUCGGGUACAGCCAAGGGAUGAUGUUCUGGGUGUUCGCGAUCAUCUUCUACGUGGGCGCCGUCCUGAUCGACAACGGCACCAUCACCUUCCUUGCCUUCUUCCAGGCCUUCUUCGCUGUUUUCCUCGGGGCCUUCGGAGUCGGACAGAUCCAGAGCGAAAUCGGAGCAGCCAACGCGGCGCGGCACGCUGCCGGCAGAAUCUUCUUCCUCGACGAUGAGGACCUGCUCAUCGACCCGCUAGGCGAGGGCGGUGCUAAGGGCCCCUCUGGUGGCUGCGCCGUGAAGUUCAAGGGCAUCAAGUUCGCGUACCCUCAGCGUCCGGACGCGCAGGUAUACGGGUCGGAGAAAUUCCCGGGUGGCUUCAACCUGGAUGUCGGCGCGGGGGAGACACUGGCUCUAGUCGGGCCUUCGGGGAGCGGGAAGUCCACCUGCAUACAGUUGCUCCUCAGGUUCUAUGACCCAGAGGAGGGUACCGUUACCGUAGAUGGGCGCGACGUCAAGGAGAUCAACGUACACUGGCUGCGCUCCCAGAUGGGCUACGUUGGACAGGAACCGGUGCUAUUCACUGGCACCAUCCGGGAGAACAUCGCACGAGGCAAGCCGGGGGCAUCCAUGGCUGAGAUCGCAAAGGCGGCCAAGUCCGCUUUCGCGCACGACUUCGUCACUUCUUUCACGGACGGCUAUGAAACGGACGUCGGCGAAAAGAGCGCCCUUCUCUCCGGUGGCCAGAAGCAGCCGACGUACUGCUUCGUCCUGGACGUGAACAAGGCAUACGACACCGUGUGGAGAAAUGGGUUGUGGAAACAACUGUCCAAAUACGGGAUCAAGGGGAAAAUGUGGAGAGUGCUGAAGAAGAUGACAGAGUGUACGAAAAGCGCGGUCAUGCUAGACGGAGAACUGUCUAAAUUCUUCGACAUUGAGCAGGGGGUCCCACAAGGUUGCACGCUGUCCCCAACAUUGUUCCAGGUGUUCAUCAACGAUCUGUUGGAAGUCGUAGAGGCAGUCCGGAAGGGAGUAAAAGUAGGGGACACGGAAACGUCGGUUUCAGGAAUGCUGUUUGCGGAUGAUUUUGUCGGUAUGUCGGACACCCCUGAGGGACUGCAACUGCAAAUUGACGCGGCGAAGAAGUUUACUGAUAAGUGGAGAUUGUCUGCCAACGUUCAGAAGAGUGCCGUCAUGGUAUGCAACGAGAACAAGGAGGAACCAGUAGAACAUAGAUGGAAGUGGGGGAUCGAGGAGAUUGCAGUAUUGGACCAAUACACAUACCUCGGAGUAGAGAUCGCGAAAGACUGCUCGUGGAAUGCACACAUGNUGAGGCUCAAAGCCUCAGGAUCAUUUACAGAUUCAUUGCCGCGCCGACUGCAGUCGGCGCGGCAGUGCAUUCGUGGGACCGCCGGCCUCAGAGCUGGAGGCCUCAUCCAAAAUCCAAUACUUAGAUUAUAUGAUCCUAGGCCACGAGCAAUACUACAACAGAACGAAAAUUAUCCUAGGAUGCUCCAAGCGCACAAGAAAUGCAGCCGUCAGGGCGGAAUCGGGGGUCCAAUCCCUACGUCGGGAAGAGACGCGAGGAAGCUGAUCUGGCAGUAUCGCAUGUGCGGGAUGGGAGAGGAGAGGUGGGUUGAAAAGACGGGAAGGGUCCAGGCUGCUCUCGACAACUUGCAGUCGCAGAAGCGCCGCACCACUCUCGUGGUGGCGCACCGCCUUACCACGGUACGGAACGCAGAUCGCAUCGCGGUCAUUUCUCAGGGAGGCGUGAUGGAGCUCGGGACCCACGAUGAGCUCAUGGCCACGUGA
Ectocarpus sp. CCAP 1310/34 is the source of this 3645-nucleotide messenger RNA. Lineage: Eukaryota; Phaeophyceae; Ectocarpales; Ectocarpaceae. The record is from the annotation of a GenBank genome assembly.